Messenger RNA from Dryobates pubescens (Downy woodpecker), 1599 nucleotides. It is a transcript of the gene FLAD1, whose product is annotated as flavin adenine dinucleotide synthetase 1. Lineage: Eukaryota; Metazoa; Chordata; Aves; Piciformes; Picidae. Gene Ontology annotation, molecular function: FMN adenylyltransferase activity. The transcript is spliced from 7 exons. The coding region runs from base 1 to 1557 and encodes 518 amino acids. The record is from RefSeq and is a predicted model, not a curated record. Gene Ontology annotation, biological process: FAD biosynthetic process.
AUGGCGGGGGCGCUGCGGGGGGCGCUGCGGGCGGGCGGGGCUCUGCGCGCCGCCGCCGCUCGCCCCAUGGCGGCUUCCGGCCACACAGCGGCUCGGGACGCAGCCGCCGCCACCGCCGGCAUCAUCAUCAUCGGCGAUGAGAUCCUCAAGGGCCACACGCAGGACACGAACUCCUUCUUCAUGUGCCGGCGGCUGCGUGCGCUGGGCGUGCGGGUGGCCCGGAUCUCGGUGGUCCCUGACGAGGUGGAGGCCAUCGCCAGCGAGGUGGCCUCCUUCGCCGCCCGCUUCACCUACGUGCUGACCUCGGGGGGCAUCGGCCCGACCCACGACGACGUGACCUUCGAGGCCGUCGCCAAAGCCUUUGGGGAGAGGGUCGCCCCCCACCCCGAGCUGGUGGCCCUGGUGCACAAGUUCUUCGGCAGGAGGGACGAGCAGUGCCCCGAGAUGAAGCUGGCUCGUGUGCCCGCGUCCUCCCGCCUCAACUACGGCACCGACGGGCGCACGGGCAGCGCCUUCAAGUACCCGCUGGUCAGCGUCCGCAACGUCUACAUCUUCCCCGGCAUCCCGGCGCUGAUGGAGCGCGCCCUGGACGGCCUUGCCCACGUCUUUCGCAACGAGGGGACUCGCUUCCACUCCCGCACCAUCUACGUGGCAGCCGACGAGAUCCUCAUUGCUCCUGCCUUGGACCAGGCCGACGCCGCUUUCCAGGGCCGUGUCAGCUUGGGCUCUUACCCGGACUGGGCCAACAACUACUACCGGGUGAAGCUGACCCUGGACUCGGAGUCGGAGGGGGACCUGGAGGAAGCUCAUCGCUUCCUGAUGGAGAAGCUGCCCGCGGGCGUGGUGGUGCCCUUGGUGACAGACUGCAUCGCGCUGGCGGCCACGGAGGUGUACAGCCUGGCUGAGUCAGGCUCGGCCCUGGGGCAGAAGGUGGCAGCAGCGCUGAGAACCAUCGAGGAGGCUUUGGAUCGCUACAGCCUGGCCCAGCUCUGUGUGGGCUUCAAUGGGGGCAAGGACUGCACGGCCCUGCUGCACCUCGUCCAUGCUGCUGUGGAGAGGCGCUACCCAGCGAGGCAGGAGAAGCUGCAAGUGCUCUACAUCCGCAUCACCUCCCCCUUCCCUGAAAUGGAGCAGUUCAUCCAGGCGACUGUCCAGAGGUACAAGAUCCAGCUCUGCACGGUGGAAGGCUCCAUCCGGGAGGCCCUGGCCCGCCUGAAGGAGCAGCAGCCCCAGCUGGAGGCUGUCCUGAUGGGGACACGGAGGACAGACCCCUACUCACGCACCCUGGCACCCAUGUGCCCCACAGACCCCGACUGGCCCCAGUACAUGAGGGUGAACCCCUUGCUGGACUGGACCUACCGAGACAUCUGGGAGUUUCUGCGCAAGCUCUUUGUGCCCUACUGCGUUCUCUAUGACAAGGGCUACACCUCCCUGGGGAGCAUGAGCAACACGCUGAAGAACCCAGCGCUGCGCUUCACCGACGAGCGGGGCCGGGACACCUACCGGCCUGCCUACGAGCUGCAGAACGAGGAGGAGGAGCGCACCUCCCGCCGGUGAAGGCCCUCCGGGGGCCGGGGCGGGGGGGGCUCUGCGGUGCCA